AUGAUAUUUUUUGUUCGACAUGGAGAGAGAGCUGAUUAAACAAAUGAUAUUGAAGAGAGAAAAAGAAUGUAAAAAUCAUUUGAUCCUAACCUUACCCAUAAAGGAGAUAAAUAAGCAAGAAUGACAGGUGCCCAUUUAAAUAAAGUAAUAUAAGAGUAUGCAAAUCAAAAACAAAUUCAACUUAAAGACAUAUAAAUCAAUUUUAUGACUUCACCAUUUCUUAGAUGCAUUUAAACCUCCAUUAAUCUGAUGAGGGAAAUCCCUAAUAAUUCAAAGCUAUAUAUUUAAGAUGAAAUUGGAGAAUUAAUGUAUACAUACGACUUUUCUUCAAACAUUCUUGAUAAACUACAUAUUAGAACUGAAUAACAUCCAGUCCUAACAAAGGAGUAUUAAAAUGGAGUUUAAAUUAUAAAGGAAAGAUUUAUUAAAAAUCCUAAUCUACCCUAACCUGUUUUUCCAGAGAAUGAUAAUUUAUGUUUCAAGAGAAUUCAGGCUUUCAUGCAUGAACUUAAAACUCAAAUGACAAAACUUCCAAAUAAAACUAAUACAAUCAAUAUCUGUGUCACACAUCAAGGAGUUGUUGAUUUGAGUUUAACGAUUGAAAAGUUCCAUAAUAAUGAUUGGAUUGAUUAUUGCGGAGUCUCCUCCUUUAUAUUAGAAGAUAAUGGAAGUGUAAAGAUUGGACUUAAAGGAUAAAUCUUUUGGAAAUGA
This is a messenger RNA of Paramecium tetraurelia, 711 nucleotides long. RefSeq lists its product as uncharacterized. Lineage: Eukaryota; Ciliophora; Oligohymenophorea; Peniculida; Parameciidae. The transcript has 2 exons. The record is from RefSeq and is a predicted model, not a curated record.